Molecule: messenger RNA, 2755 nt
Organism: Grus americana (Whooping crane)
Lineage: Eukaryota; Metazoa; Chordata; Aves; Gruiformes; Gruidae
Gene: ST6GALNAC5
Product: ST6 N-acetylgalactosaminide alpha-2,6-sialyltransferase 5
Exons: 5
Coding region: 435-1472 (345 amino acids)
Biological process (GO): ganglioside biosynthetic process; oligosaccharide metabolic process
Molecular function (GO): alpha-N-acetylgalactosaminide alpha-2,6-sialyltransferase activity
Source: RefSeq, a predicted model, not a curated record
UUUUCCGCUAGGGAAAAAGACAAAUAAUGUAACGUGAGGGUAGUGCCCCGGUGCUACAAGCAGGACAGAAGCCUGGGCCGAGGGAGGGAGCCCCUGCCCGCUCGCCCGGUGCCCGCCGCGGGCCGGAGAGGCGGUGCCCGCCCGGGGCACGGUGCCCGCCGAAGCGAUCCCCGCCGCUCGCCGCCCCCUCGCGCCGCCGAGGCGCUGGCUCGUCGGCGGAGCAGCACGACCGAGGGGGAGGCAGAAGUUAACUUCCACCUGCCCUGAAGCCGCCGCUGCGCCGGCAGGAGGAGGCGGAGGCGGAGGCGGAGGCAGGCGGGGCAGCCGAGGACCCGGCUCUGGCAGGCUCCGAGGGUCCGGCCGGGUGUAAUUCCCCCCUAAUCCCCGUCACGGCGGCGCCUGCCUGGCCGAGCCAUGUCUGCGGCUUCCCCGCCAUGCCGAGCGUAGCGGGGAGCGGGAGGACUGGCGGCCGGGAGGCGCACAAAAUGAAGACCCUGAUGCGCCACGGGCUGGCCGUCUGCUUGGCGCUCACCACCAUGUGCACCAGCUUGUUGCUCAUGUACGGCGGCAUCGGCGGCGGCGGGGGCCACCCGGAGCCGCGGCGGCGGCAGCAGCAGGUGGCGGCGGUGCCCAGCCGCCCGCCGGGACGCGGCCAGCACCGCCCGGCGCUCCCCGUCGGGGCCGGCCUCCUGGAGGGCUACAUCAGCGUCCUGGAGCACAAGCCUUUAAAAAUGCACUGCAAGAGUUGUGCAUUGGUAACCAGCUCUGGACACCUUCUGGGAAGUAAACAAGGUGACAGAAUCGACGAGACGGAAUGCGUAAUACGAAUGAAUGAUGCACCUACUCGAGGUUAUGGAAAAGAUGUUGGAAACAAAACGAGCCUUCGAGUCAUUGCACACUCCAGUAUUCAGAGGAUUUUGCGAAAUCGUAAUGAACUCUUAAAUAUGAGCCACGGUGCUGUGUUUAUUUUCUGGGGUCCUAGCAGCUACAUGAGGAGAGAUGGUAAAGGCUUGGUGUAUAACAACCUGCAGCUGAUGAAUCAGAUACUGCCUCAAUUAAAAGCAUAUAUGAUUUCUCGCCACAAGAUGCUUCAAUUUGAUGACCUUUUUAAACGGGAAACUGGGAAAGACAGGAAGAUAUCCAACACUUGGCUUAGCACGGGCUGGUUCACAAUGACUAUCGCAUUAGAGCUCUGUGACAGGAUAAAUGUUUAUGGCAUGGUGCCACCGGAUUUCUGCAGGGAUCCUAAUCAUCUUUCCGUACCUUAUCAUUAUUAUGAACCUUUGGGACCCGAUGAAUGCACAAUGUACAUUUCACACGAGCGGGGACGAAAGGGCAGUCAUCAUCGUUUCAUCACAGAGAAACGAGUGUUUGAGAACUGGGCACGGACAUUCAAUAUUCACUUUUUCCAACCAGACUGGAAACCAGAACCACUCACUGUAAGUCACCCUGAGAUUAAACCGGUUGUCUGAGGGAUGAAGGCUCAAGACCGCAGUCACAGUCACCCUCUGUGUCAGCCUUCAGGGCGUUGGACCUUCUGGCAAGGCAACCUAGAGGAGAAGGGUAACAGGACCUGCAGCUGGUAACUGCAACAACAGUUGGGAAGUUACAAUGACGGAGCAGAGUGUAUCAAGAGUGCUUUCUGUCAAGCUGUGUGUUAAUCCAGUAUAUAGCCUUUUUUGGCGAUCUGACUUCCUGUAUAUGUAUGUGAUUUGUGAAAAACAACUUGAGUAUCAUUAACGGGACGGUUAAUUCAUUAUGGUUUUUUAAAGUACAAUGCCAAUGAAUUUUCAUAGUGAAAACUUACGGUAUUUAUUUAAUGGAGGUUUUUAUGCAACCUAGGCCAGUAUUUUUCUAAUUCACAGUUAUGUGGUUGUUUAUCUUUCAUAAUCUUUCAAAUCCAAAAUUAAUAUUGCUGAUGGUUUGAAAGGCCUAGCUUUUUAUUUAUACAAUUUGUUUGAAAAAUAUGAUUCUAUGUAGCAUGUAAUUAAUAUUUGAUCUGGAAAUGUUGCAUUUCUUUUAAAAAUUUUGGGCUCUGUUCCAGCCUAAAGCCUUUAAACAGCAAGAACAGUCCCAUGUGCAGAUCUAGCUAACUUUACAUUCUGACAUCUCAUGUUAAUAUGAAAAUGGUAGUGAAAAUUCUGUUUGAUAUUAAUGUGCGUUUGCUGCUGUGCUAUCAAGCUGCUGGUUUUUAAUUAGGGGUGGGAGGAAGGAGGGCAAAGUUUAUCCAAAAAAAUCACUGGCUAUAGCAGCGUGGCUUUUCGAUGAAGAGACCAGGCUAAGGCUGGAGGGGUUGUGUUCUGUUUCACCUCUUGUAGUCCUGCAAGAGGCUGAGGGAAUGACUCUCCUGAGGCCACAGACUACACACCAGGCAACAAUGGCUUGAAACAUCAUGACCAAAUUUCUGAAAUCAAGAAGUUACACUACCAGGUACUGCAACACCAGCCAUACUAGCCAAAAAAACCGAUUACAACACUACACCUGCUAAAAUCUCUGCCUUCCACUGUUCCAAGAUCGUCGCUGGUCUCAGAGCUCCUGGGUCGCACUGAAGUUGGGAUGUGAACAGAGUUCCACGAGUACAAAAUUGUCCCCUUGAAAAAAGCAAAGUUACACUUGGCAGUUUUUCAUGAAGUACGCGUGCAUGGCAAGUCCCUGCAAAUCAAGGGGACGGACAAUGCUAGUGCUGUAUAUGGAACCUCAUAGUGUGAAUUACCGGGUUACAUUUGGCUUGUGAAUAAAGAAGAUUUCAGUUACA